GCAAGUCAUUCAGUUGCAAUGUUACCAAUCGCUAACGUCUAUUUUAGUGUACUGUUUGGUUAUGAUUGCUGAUGUAAACAAUAAAAUAAAAUUUGUUUAUAAAACUUGAAAAUACAGUGUAAGUUAUUGAAUAAAUAAAAUGAAGUGACAAGUUAUAUAAUUGAAUCGUGUAAGUCAGUAAGUGAAGAUGAACGCAAAGCCGAAAUUUUUGGCACCAGGUGAAAACAGUUGGCAAGAAGAUAGAGCUGAUAUUGAUGCUCAUGUUUCUACACAGUUUGUUUACAAUCCCAAUCUCUCCUUGGCUCUUGAUCUUCAACGAAAGAGGCUGCCUAUUUUUAAACUAAGGAAUCAUAUAAUCUACUUGUUAGAAAAGUACCAAACACUCGUUCUUGUUGGAGAAACAGGAUGUGGAAAAAGCACACAAAUUCCUCAAUAUUUAGUGGAAGCUGGAUGGACACUGGAUGGGAAAACCGUGGCAGUAACGGAGCCACGAAGGGUAGCUGCAACAUCUUUAGCUAACCGCGUUGCCGACGAACGCAACUGCGUACUUGGUGCCGAUGUCGGCUACGCUAUUCGCUUCGACGACUGCACCGACGACUCUACCAAAAUCAAGUAUCUGACGGAAGGCAUUCUGCUUCGAGAGAUGAUGGCCGAUCCUCUGUUGACACGCUAUAGCGUCAUCAUGUUGGACGAAGUUCAUGAACGAACGAUGCUCACUGACAUUAUUAUGGGCUUGCUCAAGAAGAUUCUUAGGAAACGUCCAAGUCUCCGUGUAAUCGUCUCAUCAGCGACAGUAGAUGCCGAAGAGCUUCGUGACUUUUUUAACAGCAACACACGGCGUAGCAAGAAACAGCAACAAGAUGACAAAGAUACAGCAACGAUUUUAAGUGUUGAAGGUCGCUUGUAUCCAAUUAACAUAUAUUACGUAGUCGAACCAGUAGCCGACUACGUUAAAGCUUUGGUCGACACUGCUUUGAAGAUCAACGAAUCCGAGGAUCAAGGCGACAUCCUUGCCUUUCUGACUGGUAUGGAAGAGGUCGAUCGUGCUGUUCAACUACUUUCCGAGCAUGCCAAGAUCGUCAAGGAAGGGCAACCGAAACUCUUAGCUCUGCCCAUGUAUGGCUCACUGCCGAAUAACGAGCAGCUCAAGGUAUUUCAUCGUGCACCAAAUGGUACAAGAAAAGUCGUCAUUGCUACUAAUAUUGCUGAGACAUCGAUUACUAUACCUAACAUCGUUUAUGUUAUCGAUUGCGGUUUCGUUAAGCUGCCGUGGUUUGACGUGGAAACACAAACGAAUAGUUUGAUUGUAGCACCGGUAUCGAAAGCUUCUGCUGACCAGAGAAUUGGAAGAGGUGGUCGAGUAAGAUCGGGUAAAGCUUAUAGAUUGUACACUCAAGAAGCGUACAAUGAGCUAAUUGACACAACACCGCCAGAGAUGCAGCGUUCGGAUCUUGCGCCAGCUGUUCUUCAAUUGAAAGCACUGGGCAUCGAUAAUGUAUUGAGAUUCAAUUUCCCAUCGGCACCACCAAGCAAGAGCUUACUUUCAGCUCUUGAAUUACUUUACGCAUUAGACGCGAUCGAUGACAAUGGUGAACUUACGAAUCCUCUUGGACUUAUCAUGGCAGAAAUACCACUCGAACCUGUGUUUGCCAAAUGUCUCAUUGCUUCUGGUGAAAUGGGUUGCUCCGAUGAAAUAACAACGAUUCUGUCAAUGCUUCAAGUGCAAAAUGUAUUUAUACGUCCAGGAGGUGGACAAGCAUCAAUAAAAGCUCGCGUGGCACAUCGAAUGUUCGAAGUAGAGGAAGGCGAUUUACUAACUUACCUCAAUGUCUACACGGCUUACGAAAAGAACAAAGUAAAUAGCUGGUGCCAAAAGUAUUUUCUCAGUAAUAAGGCACUGAAGAGAGCAACGGAAAUUCGCACACAAAUGCGCAAAUUAAUUAAAAAGCUAAAUAUUCCUAUUGUGUCAUGUAAUGGUAAUACCGAGAUUAUUCUCAAGUGUAUUACGGCUGGACUUUUUUCUCAUGCUGCUUACUUGCACUACAGUGGCGUUUACAAAACUGUUAGAGGGAAUCGGGAUUUGUACAUUCAUCCAAACAGUUGUCUUUAUACUUUGGAGCAGCCUCAAUGGGUACUAUUCAGCGAAAUUUUACAGACCAAUAAGUUUUAUAUGAGAGAGUUGACUGUGAUAAAAGCCGAAUGGUUGACAGAAUUAGCACCGCACUUUUACCAGAGGACAGCUAUUGAUCCAACGUGAACGUUUCAACGUUCAUUUCUCUGUAUUAUAUUGGAAUAUAAUAAUAAAUUAUUUUUCUACUCGCAUCAUUGAAAAAAAUCUUAACAUCUUUUAUCGGGCAUCCGAUUUUUAGAAAGCCAAGUUAUAAUGAAGUGUUUUUAUGUGU
Messenger RNA from Phymastichus coffea, 2402 nucleotides. Its product is annotated as probable ATP-dependent RNA helicase DHX35. Gene Ontology annotation, molecular function: ATP binding; RNA binding. Bases 188 to 2257 code for a protein of 689 amino acids. Lineage: Eukaryota; Metazoa; Arthropoda; Insecta; Hymenoptera; Eulophidae. The transcript is spliced from 11 exons. The record is from RefSeq and is a predicted model, not a curated record. Gene Ontology annotation, cellular component: catalytic step 2 spliceosome; intracellular anatomical structure.